Molecule: messenger RNA, 1323 nt
Organism: Vigna unguiculata (cowpea)
Lineage: Eukaryota; Viridiplantae; Streptophyta; Magnoliopsida; Fabales; Fabaceae
Product: F-box/kelch-repeat protein At3g23880-like
Molecular function (GO): protein binding
Source: RefSeq, a predicted model, not a curated record
AUAAGGAUGACCUGGUCAUUGAGGAAAAGUACUGAAGAAGGAAAAGGCUUGGGAAGUGUACUAGAGAAGGAACAGCUAUGUCCUGUUCUUCUAUCUUCUCUAUAUAUCGAGUCAUAUGCUGCAUGCAGAACAAUGAAGGAAAGUAAAAUGAAGAGAACCAAUAGAAGAGGAGUAAGGAGAAGGAGGACCACUGUUCUGCCGUGGGCUUUGAUUAUUCAGAUAUUGUUGAGGUUGCCGGUCAAGUCUCUGGUUCGUUUCAAAAGUGUCUGUAGAUCAUGGUUUUCUUUAAUCUCUGAUCCCAACUUUGCAAUUUCACAUUUUGAACUUGCUGCAGCAAGCACGGAGAGACUUUUGUUAUUGGAAUCUAUUGUCCCUGAAGCCCGAUCCAUAGACUUCAAUGCACCCCUCCACGAUGAUUCUGCUUCCGCUACAUUAAACCUCAACUCUCUGCAGCCAGAAUUCUACUGGGAUCAAAUCCUAGGUUCUUGUAGGGGGUUUGUGCUUUUGGACUGUGGCCAAAGUCUCUGUUUGUGGAAUCCUUCAACAGGUAUCCACAAACAAGUGUGUCAUUCACCUAUUGCAUGGAAUAUGGAUGUCAUGUUUUGCACGUUUCUUUAUGGUUUUGGGUACGACCCUUCAACGGAUGAUUACUUGGUGGUUCAAGCCUCCUACGAUGUGAACUCAGAAGCUGUAACAACGCGAGUGGAGUUUUUCUCUGUCAGAGCUAAUGCGUGGAAAGAAAUUGAGGGCAUUCAUCUGUCUUACAUGAAUUGCUGUGAUGAUCCCAGAACGGGGUCGCUCUUGAACGGUGCUAUUCAUUGGUUGGCUUAUAGUAACGAUGCAUCAAGGAAUGUUAUUGUUGUUUUUGAUUUAACAGAAAGGAGUUUCUCAGAGAUACUUCUGCCUGAGGAUCUGGCGUGCCAGUUUGAUUUUUGCGAGUUGAGAGUACUUGGAGAUUUUCUUUGUGUACACGUUAUGGGGUAUCAUGAAUGUCCACUACAAAUAUGGGUGAUGAAAGAGUACAAAAUACACUCAUCUUGGACUAGGAGUGUUGAUGUGCCUGUUGAUGAGAUUCCUACUAAAUGUUUCUCACUGAUUUGCGCUACAAAAAAUGGUGAUAUUGUAGGAAGAACAGAUGGCGAUAGUGGAUUGGUAAAAUGUAACAACGAAGGAGAGUUUCUAGAGCAUCGAUCCUAUUACGAUGGUCGAAGAGGAUCCCAAAUGAUUGUGUAUACUGAGUCUCUACUUUCACUCCCUUAUGAUAGUGAUCAAGCUGAAGAAGACUAACAAUGGUGUACUUGUUCUUGUAUGAUAGUAUAAUAA